Messenger RNA from Oncorhynchus gorbuscha (pink salmon), 3163 nucleotides. Its product is annotated as germ cell-specific gene 1-like protein. The transcript has 5 exons. The record is from RefSeq and is a predicted model, not a curated record. Lineage: Eukaryota; Metazoa; Chordata; Actinopteri; Salmoniformes; Salmonidae. Gene Ontology annotation, cellular component: plasma membrane. Bases 451 to 1485 code for a protein of 344 amino acids.
CCAAAUUAAUCUUUUUUAUUACUAUGCUCACAGAAACCGCCUAGGUUUAGAUAUGACAAUAAAAUGGAAGUCUAGAAUAUAAUUUGUCCUGUGUAAUAAAUUACGCAUUUGGUGAGUGGGUGGAGAAAGAUGGGAGAAAAAGAGACCACAGCAAGCAGAAGAGAAAAGAGAGAGAGAGAGUUCAAAUAAACAAGUGGGAGACAAAAAGAGUGAUUGGAGGAUGGGAGUAUAAGGGAGCGCAAGCAAGGAAGAGAACAAAUCCUUCAAUAAAGGUAGCAGGCAGCACAUCCUUAGAGCCACAGGAGAGAUGUACAUACAGCAUCACUCAAGGAACCUCAAAUGCCACAAGAUUAUGAAGAUUUGAGAUAUAUUUGAGAGGCGAAACACGGCGGCGACAUAUCGAAAGCCUGGAUUAGUUGCCUUUUCAUUUCAUUUUGCCCAGCCUCCAGCAUGGGGACAGAGUGCAGUCGGCGGGGGUCCCUGGCGCUCACCCUCAACAUUGUAGCAUUUACGUGUGCCCUGUCAGCAGUGACCACUAGCUUCUGGUGCGAGGGGACCAGGAAGGUGGUCAAGCCUUUCUGCACGGGGCCGGUGACGACCAGGCAGUCGUACUGCAUUCGCUUCAACAGCAGUAACAUCAAUGACAGCCGGCUGGUGCAGUACAUCUGGGAGUCGGGAGAAGAGAAGUUCCUGAUGAGGAAGUUCCACACCGGCAUCUUCUUCUCCUGUGAGCAGGCUGCUGACAUGAAUGGUUUCAACUGCAGAGACUUUAAAGACAUUGCACCUGACCAUGAAAAAGGGGUCCUGUGGCUGUGCAUCACAGCUGAGUGUCUCUACCUCAUCCUGCUGUUCUCGGGUGGUGUACUCAUGUGGUUAGAGCUGUGUCCUUGCCUCAGCGUCAUGAACAAGCUGAAGCUCAACGCCUUUGCUGCCAUGUUCACCGCCCUGUCAGGCCUUUUGGGGAUGGUUGCCCACAUGAUGUUCACCACAGCCUUUCAGCUGGCUGUGGCUAUGGGUCCGGAGGACUGGAGGCCCAAGACCUGGGACUACAGCUGGUCCUACAUCUUAGCAUGGGGCUCCUUCGCCACCUGCAUGGCUUCUGCAGUGACAGCACUGAACAGGUACACCAAGACCAUCGUAGAGUUCAAGUACAAGCGGCGGAACAUUGAGAAGAACCUGAGGAUCAAGCAGAAGCUGCUGGAGAUGGACCUGCCAGAGCAGAUGUGGGACAUGUACCUGACGGCUGUGCCUGCAAGGGGAGGGACCUCCCUCCCCUCUGGACCUCCCUGUCAAUGGGCACAAACCCUCCACUGGAGCAGCCUAUGUAAUGGGCCUGGACAGCAUGACAGAACCACAGGGAGAGGCCUACUGCUAAGACAGUGGUCACCAACCCUGGGCCUGCAGGGCCUGCAGGGCCCCAUUCCAAUACUAUUAGAAUGUACCUUCCAUCUUCCCUUCAUUGAGGUUAUGACUGCUCCAACAUGAUUGGAUAGGUUCCAAUUCAAAACACAAAAGGGAGGAAGAAAGGAUCCAUAAUCACAGUAUCAGAACAGGGCCUAUCAGAUCUAUAAGGCUUUAGAGGACCAGGCUUGGUGACCUCUUCAUUAAAAUGACCAUAAAUGUGCUCUCAUAUACAGGAUCCCAAACUCACUGGACUAUAUAGGGCAUAAUGGAUCCCAUUGAGAAGAUCAUUACUAAUAUUAUGGCCAAAGGAACAUGGAGCUGACUGAAUAAACAACACUUGUCCUCAACUUCCUCCUGUAUGUUUCUAGAGCCAAGGCCAUGACUAUUAUUAUCAUUACUGUUAUUCUGGAGCAGAUGGUAAAGCUGUUUUUACAAGCUAUGUUAGUAGUUUUGUUGCCACAUUCGGCAUGGGGCUGCAAAUAUCAGCCAAGUCUAGUUGCCAUAUGGAUGCUUGGUGUACAGACGGCUAUUUCCAACACGUACAGUAGGUUACAAUAUGGUGCUUAUGUUUAUAUGUGCUGUAUGUAAGUUUGUGUUUGAGAGAAAGUUGGAUCUUAAUAUUUGCUUCAGAAUGUAAUGAAGAAAAAGCAGCACCCAUAAACAUACACAGGAAGUGUAUUGAACACAAACUUUGUCAGAAAUUGAGGACAAUACAGACUGUGAAUCUGUCUAUGAUUCUUGGCAAUAUUGAGGAAAUUGCAAACGACUACAGACUGAAUGGAUCAAUGCAGGACUACUAAAUAUUUCAAGUAUUUGCCCAUGCAGCUGCCUUGAAUUGUCUUGGAUUUAAAUUAUGGGAUGCCAUGUCAUUUCUUAUGGUAAUACUUGCUCAAUCUGACUACAGAAAAAAAUGUGUAUGACGAUCAUGACAACAAAUCCACAUUUUUCCAAGUAGUUUACAGUACUUCGACAAUACUGUCUAAGCCUCUGUUGGGAAGGACUGCCAUCUAGUGGAGUAAAGGGUAAGUUCACACUAGAGUUCUGAGGACCUGCUUUCUGACGGUGGAUGUUGCUGUCCCUUUCCUCUGUAUGUCCAUGGUGUUAAACAGAAGGCCUAUGGCAUUACUCACGUUACUUCUUGCUGUUUAACUGUCACAAAAUAAAGUGUGACUGUUUUGAUUUGUUUGCCAAUACAGGUUGCAUGAGGACUUGAGUUAAUCCAGAUGACAUCAGGACCGUCACAAAAUACACCAAUUCAAGCCUUGUCCUGUAUCCUCUUCGUGCAGCCUGUGUUUUGAACAGUAACGAUGGUAUCAUCUUUUUUCCACCUCAUUCUAGGCUCCCAUCCUACCAGCCAAAGUCCUGCCCUGUCAUCUGGUAGAAGCGCAGGUUGUGUGGCUGGUAGAACUGACGUAACCUGAGGAUGACCUGAGGGUGGAUGUCAGCAUGUGGCCUGCCCUUGGUUCUGCCCAGGCAGUGGGGCUUGCUGCUGCCCUCUGGCUUCUUCAGGCAGGGGAAACCCUUUGUCUUGUUGAAGUAGAAGUGUUUGUCUGUGAUGAUCCUCUGAAGUCCCAGAAAGUCUUGGACUCUGCCCAGCUCCCCUGCAGGGUCGCUCACCAGCCUCUCCCCAUGGACAAAGUGGAUCUGUUCCAAGGGGAAGUGGGCCAGCCACCUCUCCAGGUGCAGAGCAUACAGGCCAAUCCAGAUGGGGCUCCACAGAUUGUCCACCUUCAGCGCCUCCUCCGUCCCGUUAUGGAAC